CUGCAGGUGAUUAACGCCAUCGAGCAGGACUACCGGCUGCCCCCCCCCAUGGACUGCCCCUCCUCCCUGCACCAGCUCAUGCUCGACUGCUGGCAGAAGGACCGCAACGCCCGGCCCAAGUUCACGGACAUCGUCAACACGCUAGACAAGAUGAUCCGCAACCCAGCCAGCCUGAAGGCCGUGGCCAGCAUCACCGCAGUGCCUUCCCAGCCCCUGCUGGAUCGCUCUGUGCCUGACUUCACCACCAUCAGCUCGGUGGAGGACUGGCUGCUGGCCAUCAAGAUGAGCCAGUACCGGGACAACUUCCUGAGCUCUGGCUUCACCUCCCUGCCUCUGGUGGCCCAGAUGACCUCCGAGUGAGU
Messenger RNA from Paramormyrops kingsleyae, 362 nucleotides. The record is from RefSeq and is a predicted model, not a curated record. Lineage: Eukaryota; Metazoa; Chordata; Actinopteri; Osteoglossiformes; Mormyridae.